Anarrhichthys ocellatus (wolf-eel) is the source of this 2775-nucleotide messenger RNA. RefSeq names its product Src homology 2 domain containing transforming protein D, a (gene shda). The transcript has 7 exons. The record is from RefSeq and is a predicted model, not a curated record. Lineage: Eukaryota; Metazoa; Chordata; Actinopteri; Perciformes; Anarhichadidae. Gene Ontology annotation, molecular function: phosphotyrosine residue binding. The coding region runs from base 652 to 1968 and encodes 438 amino acids.
UAAAGAAGUAACGUUAGCAGUCAACGUCAGUCAACGGUUGAGCCGCUUCGACGUUAGCUGCUAUCCAGCUAACUUAGCUUUGGCAUAUUUACUGAGCAUUCACCAUCAAGUGUACGAGUCACAUUACUUUAACCCUUUACUUGGUUUUGAUAAAUAACAUAUCAGCGGUAUGUGUCUACAUAUUUAGCUUGGUGCUAAUAGUGAAGAAAAUGCUGACCUUAAUCUAGCGUUACUAUGAUGAAUAACGUUAUGUGAUUGAUUGAAACCCCCUAAUUUACCCCCUAAUGCUAACUAGCUAUUGUCAAUGGUUGACCUUUGUUGUCAAAAAUAGGCUCUUUCUGCUGGACCUGUUGAUUGAUUGAUGCUAACGCCUUUAUUUCUCCGAGCAUGAUCAGUUCUUCUGGGGAUUUAACUCUAGCGUUAGCUAAAUUCAUAUAAUAUUAUGCUAAAGACAAUCAAGUCCUCGUGGGGAUUAUUAGCCUGCUUUACUUAUAAUACUUGCUAUAGGCCCAACUCAAUGUUACACAUUUGGCUGGUGUUGCAUUAUUUCUUUCUCAGUGUUUAAUUAGCAAUUAGGUCAACGAGUAUAUCUUUUAUGGCCCUGAUGCAAGAUCUUGUGGUCAUUUGUCUAAUUCUUUCUUUUCAAAAAACAUGUUCCAGCACUUUGUCAUCCUUAAUAAUUGCAAGCUUUCUGUUUGCCACCUCAUUCCCAGAUCCAUGGCAAAGUGGUUGAAGGACUACCUAAACUUCGGCACCAGGCGUGACCCUCCACAGCCCCCGAGGCCAGAUUACAGUGAAAGUGAGAUUUUGAGGGCCUACAGAGCCCAGAAGGAGCUAGAUUUCGAGGACCCAUAUCAACACCCCGAUAAGGAGCAUCAGAAUGGUGGUUUCAGCCCCUGUAGCGCCACAGUGAGCCUACCCUCUUUCCCUGCAUUCGGUUCCGUGCUGCCUAAUGGUGUGGAGGUGAAAGUGGUGUCUCCCAAGCACAGACUUAUUAAAGUGGACUCUCAGGAGUUUGGCUGCUGCAAAGUGCCCCUAAAUCCUGUGACUAUUCAAGAGGAACCUGUGAUUCCUUCUGCCCCAGCAGCGUCGGACUCCGAAACAGACUACUCUGAUCCAUUUGAUGUCCGUCCAGACCCAAGAGGCAGACCACACUGGGAGCCCAAAUCUGCAUCAACAGACUGCUGCAGCUACAUGGAGCCAUUUGAAGCCCAGCGGAUUAUCUCAGAACUGCAGCUCAGCGUUAUGAAUAACAGGUCUGGGAGUGCAGACGGCAGCCAGUUAUACGAUAACCCGUACGAGGAGCGGCCUCGUCACUACCACCGAACUGCUCCAGCAGCACAACAACAAACUCAGAGGGUCGAGGUUGGAUUUGCCCAAAUAGAGAGCAGAGAGAGCAGGCUGCCUCGGGACGAUGAGAGGCCGGCUGAUGAAUACGACCAGCCCUGGGAGUGGAAGAAGGACAACAUAUCUAAAGCUCUGGCAGUUCAGUUUGAAGGGGCAGAACGGGAGCGCUCACGAGCUCAGACAGACCAGACCCGGCUCACCAAGACGGGCACCGCAUCAUCCACAGCUGACUCGGCUACACUCCUGCUGGUUGGUGACACGCCUCCUCUCCUGGGAGAGAGAGUGGAUCCAUCUAUGCCACUGGAGAGACAAGUGUGGUACCAUGGAGCCCUGAGCCGCUCGGAGGCAGAGAGUCUACUGACUCUGUGCAAAGAGAGCUCCUACCUGGUGAGGAACAGCCAGACCUGCCGGAAUGACUACUCGCUCUCACUCAGGAGCUGUAAAGGCUUCAUGCACAUGAAGUUCACUCGGUCUGCAGAGGGGCGCUACGUGCUCGGGGAGAACAGCCCUCCCUUCUCCACCAUCCCCGAGGUCAUCCACUACUACACUACACACAAGCUGCCUAUCAGAGGAGCCGAACACAUGUCCCUACUGUAUCCUGUCAUAGUGCAGACCCUCUGACACUGACGCACUCGCGUACUCUUUCUAUUGGUGCUACUGAAUACAAUAUAUACUCAAUGUUUACCUAUUUCCUUCUUAUUUUCCUACAUGCCUUUUCACCGCCAUUCUACCUGAACUGCCCGCAAGAGAUUGGACUGUUAGGUGCUAUCUUUUCCGUUUAACAUUACCCCAAGAGCUACACUGUCAGCUUAAUAAGAGAGCUCGGUGCCUCAUGAAUAUUCUGGUUGUGUCACUGAAAUCCUCUUAUUUUAAUACCAUGGACUCCUGAGAAUCAGUAAUCAUUGAUAUUAAGAUUGGUAGCUGGAACUUUUAGGUGAAUAUAAAAAGACAAACUCAUGUCUUGAGCUGCCUUGAGACAGGAGAAUCUACAGAAUAUUGCAUGGAGACGUGUCUCUUUUACUGUAGAGCAUAAAUAUACUACACUGCCAGAUCACUUAAAGGAUAACACUGGUGUUGUCUAGGUUGAGUUUUCAACCCAGGCAGCAGUUAUUUCCAUGUGAGACGUGGGGAUUUAAACUAGAUAUAGACGGUAGAAAGUACUGUAACUGCAAACAACACUAUUAUUAUCCUUCAAGUGUUUCAAUAUCAAGCAAACACUCCACAUACUGUGACUGUUAUAUAGCUGCGUAUAACUUCACCGAGUAGCAGACUCCUGCGGUACUAGUUUAGAGAAUAAUAACUGCAGUAUUAUAUUGAAAGUGUUUGGCUUUGUGAUCAUUACUGUUCAAGGAGCUUUGGUAGAUUAUUUACUGUUCUGUUUUAUAAGAAUUUAAAUGUCUUUUGAAAAUAAAAGUGUCUGUUUUUAAA